ACUUCUUUCUUGUAAGUAAACAGAGAUUCUGUUAAGGAACAAAAUGAGGUUAUGUUUUGGUGUUAUUAUUAUUUUAUUAUUAUUUUAUUAAUAACUUUAAAAAGAAAAUGAUUAGACGUGUAUUUGGUGUCAUAGAAACCACAUUAACCUCUGAGCAAGCCUCGUAUCCGAAAUGUUUCUUCAAAUCGGAGAAUGCUUCAUUUGGAUGGCUCCCCACAGCUGCACCAUGUUUUCCUAUAAACGCUAAAAACAUCAAAAUAUUAACAGAACCAAAGGAAUUUUAUGAUACGCUUUUAAGCAAUUGCUGCAAUGCUAAAGAACGAAUAACUUUAGCUAGUCUUUAUUUAGGAUAUGGAACCUUAGAAAAGAAGUUGCUUGAAUCCAUAAGAAGUAAUGGGAACUACAAGAAUAACAGCUUAAAUAUUAAUAUAUUGUUAGAUUAUACUAGAGGUAGUAGAGGGGUAGCGAAUUCUAGAACAAUGUUGCUUCCUUUAUUGCAAGAAAAUAGUAAAAAUUUAAGAGUGUCGUUAUAUCACACACCUGAACUUCGAGGAGUAUUAAAACAGUAUAUACCUGACAGAUACAAUGAACUGUUAGGGCUACAACAUAUGAAACUAUACAUAUUCGACAACACGCUUAUUAUUAGUGGAGCAAACUUAUCUAAUGAUUAUUUCACUAAUCGCCAAGAUAGGUAUGUUGUUAUUAAAGAUAAAAGCCUUAGUGACUUUUACUGCAGUUUGGUAAACAAAGUUCAAGAUUUUAGCCUUAAUAUAGACCAACAUGACAAGGCUGGUUUAUCCAAAAAUUGGGAAAUGCUGCCUUAUGAGAGUAGUAAAGCUCAAUUUGUUCAAAAGGCUUCACGUAAGAUAAAAAAUUUCAUUCUGGAUUCUAUGAAUCAACAACAACAGUAUUGUGCACAAGAACAAAAUGACACAUGGAUAUUCCCUUUAGUACAGAUGGGACAACUCAAUGUGAAUCAUGACGCUCCAAUUACUAAUAGAAUAUUAGCAGAUUCUCCUCCAAGAAGCACAUUACGAAUUGCCACUGGUUAUUUUAAUCUUACCAAAGAGUAUAUGAACACUUUAAUAGAUAGUUGCCAAGCCAAUUGUGAGAUCCUAAUGGCACAUCCAGAGGCAAACGGAUUUUUAGGUGCGAAAGGCCUAGCAGGCGGUAUUCCUUACGCCUAUUCGCAAAUAGCUAGGAAGUUUAGGCAAUUAUAUGAAGAAAGAAAGCAGCAGCACAGAUUUAAGUUGUACGAAUACCUGAGAGAAGAUUGGACCUAUCAUGCCAAAGGUUUAUGGUACUAUCCACCAGAUAAGAACGUCCCAUCCAUGACUCUGAUCGGCUCGCCGAAUUUUGGAGAGCGAUCAGUGAAACGAGACUUAGAAACCCAAGUGGCCAUCGUUACUGAAAAUCCAGAGCUGGCUAAAAGCCUGGACAAUGAAUGUAGAAGACUCUACAAACUAGGAGUAGAAGCAGAAACCGAUAGGAAAGUUCCUGUUUGGGUCAAUACGUUUGUAGUUUUCUUUAGAAGUUAUUUUUAAUAUAUUUUUGUUUAUUUAUAGUAUUGUUAUGUUUUAAAUAUAAUUUAUUGAUGUUUUAUUUAUAAAGUACAUGGAUUUUAUCAACUAAA
This is a messenger RNA of Diabrotica virgifera virgifera (western corn rootworm), 1633 nucleotides long. It is a transcript of the gene PGS1, whose product is annotated as CDP-diacylglycerol--glycerol-3-phosphate 3-phosphatidyltransferase, mitochondrial. Gene Ontology annotation, molecular function: CDP-diacylglycerol-glycerol-3-phosphate 3-phosphatidyltransferase activity. Bases 108 to 1544 code for a protein of 478 amino acids. Gene Ontology annotation, biological process: cardiolipin biosynthetic process. The transcript is spliced from 4 exons. Lineage: Eukaryota; Metazoa; Arthropoda; Insecta; Coleoptera; Chrysomelidae. The record is from RefSeq and is a predicted model, not a curated record. Gene Ontology annotation, cellular component: mitochondrion.